Daphnia pulicaria is the source of this 3738-nucleotide messenger RNA. RefSeq names its product sporulation-specific protein 15-like. The transcript has 14 exons. The record is from RefSeq and is a predicted model, not a curated record. Gene Ontology annotation, molecular function: protein binding. NCBI's taxonomy places the organism in Eukaryota, Metazoa, Arthropoda, Branchiopoda, Diplostraca, Daphniidae. The coding region runs from base 112 to 3189 and encodes 1025 amino acids.
GAAUUCCCGCUCAGUUUGAAACGUACGUCAAAGUGCCAUACAACGAAAUUUAACCUGUUCCCCAGCCUCAUCUAUAAAUUAAUUCUUUUCAAGUUUCUUUUUCAUUCUUGGAUGGAAAUGGCUACGAAAUCGAUUGUAAGGUACAUUUUCACCAUUUUAUUUGUUUCGGUCAUUUGCUGCAAAUGCCAAUCAAACAAAAACCCAAAAACAAACAACCCCGGCGGUUCUUCUUCUUGGGCGAAACUGCAAAUCUCAGCGGACACGUUAAGUUCCAUGAAUUACGGCAACUUUCUCAUUGAAAUUUACGAACACGCCAAUAAUCACAAGCAAACGACAAUAGCCAGCCAGAAAAAAUAUUUCUACGCUCCCAUUGCGCUGCUGGACCACAAAAGUGCCGUUAGUUCUUACAACAACGUUACAAAACAGCCAGAGAUGAGAUUCCGCAUUGAAAUGUGGAACGACAAAGUCCAGAAUGAAGUUGUGAAACAUUUAAACAAAUCUAUCGGCCAAGAAAUACAAUCCGAUAAUGUGAGGGUUAUUCCCUUGGAGAAGGUCAUUCUCGCCAGCAAAAGAGCCACAGUUGAUUAUUCGCUAUCGCCAGAGUGGACGAACUAUGACAAGAGCAAUACUUUAAGACUGUCUCUGUCGUGUAACGACCAGAAAAUCUGCGACGAACUGGCUAGUCAAAUGCGAUCGAAUCCCGAACAAUUUGACCAUUUGAAACUCCUGUACAGUUUAUCAUCGCAGACGUCGCAAACCAAACAGACGGCCAUCAGCAUCGACAGCGUCACUUCCGGUCAAUUGGUCUCGACUCUUUUACAGAAAUUCGGAGACAAAAAAGAAAUUUUUCUGACGGCCAACGACGAGAAGAAAAUGUUGACGGAAACGGCCACCAACAUCCGAAUGGACACAUUUGACGACUACGAGGUCGGGUCGCCUAAUACGGAAUCUCAAAUUUCAGAUAUUUUAAAAGGUAUGCUUGUCACGUCCAAGGCGACCAUAACUAAACAAAGUGACAAAAUGUGGGACUCGGUUUUCUGGAAUGACGACAAUUAUCGGCCGGACAAGACGACGAAAACUUUAAAUGAAAUCAUUAAAAAACUGGACAAGGAAACUCAAAAGAAAUUAGCGGAUAUGUUUCAGGGAGCGGAGAAGCAGUCUGAAAUAACAGAAAAAUUAACUUCGAGUAAUAAAGACGAGGAAAGAAGACGAGAAGAACAAGUUCGUCGUGAAAAUCAAUCGAAAGAUGCAAAUGAAAAUGAAAGGAGAAGAUCACAAGCAACGGACCAAGGACAAUCCAGCCGCAAUAAAUCCCGGGAUGACAAAUCGAAUACAAACAAAGUUGACACGGAAGUCGGUGGCGGUGGAGCGGUCUUUAGUUUUAACGCUAAACUCGGAGUAGAUUUUAGUAACACGCACAAUGCCGAACGAGAAAACGAGAAGAGUGAACACGCCAAGAAAAAUUCUGAUGAACACGACAGAAAGUUGGAAAAUAAAGAAAGAAUCCAACACAAUUUCGAUUCAAACAGUUGGGCUGACGUGGACAGAAUCAGUUCAACAAUUUCAGGGAAAAUGACGAACGAUUCCGAUAGUUCCCGGCGUGUAGAAAUUUCAAAAGAAGAAAUCGCAAAAUUAUUAAAAGAAAGUAAAGACCACGUCCAAUGGGACGGAGAGAAAUUCGUUCCCAAACCGAUGCAACUCAGCAGAAUCAAUUUAGGCCAAUUUCGUGAUUCUCAAUCGUUUCAGAAUGGCAACGUCCGGGUCCGUUACACGACCGCCGAACUGUCGGCGCCGAUUAAAUUUUUGGAACACACAGAAUUGACCGUCACUGACGAAUGGAAUAAUUUAAAGGGCGAACUCGAAGCCACUACUAAGCUGUUAAGUACAACUGUGAACAACUUGGUGAAAACAAAUACCGAACUGAGAAAUGCGAAGAACGAUUUAACUAAAACGCGAAUUGAUUUCACUAAUAAAUUAGAAGGGACUAAAAAGGAGUUGGAGAAAACGAAGGCCAAUGUUAAUAGUUUAUCUGCCCAAUUAAAUGAGACAAAAAAGGAAUUGGUGAACACGAGGGCUGAUUUAACCAAAAACAUCGAUGGUUUAUCUUCCAAAUUAAAGGCGACCGAAAAAGAAUUGGCAGAAACGAAAAUAACGAACAGAAAUUUAUCAACUGAACUCAAAACGAAUUCAAAUCAAUUGCGUCAAGAUCUAAAAGUCACUGAAGAAAAUCUGAAAAAAGAUCUGAGAGAGACUCAAAAGGAGUUGGUGAAAACGAGGGCUGAUUUAACCAAAAACCUCGAUGGUUUAUCUUCCAAAUUAAAGGCGACCGAAAAAGAAUUGGCAGAAAUGAAAAUAACGACCAGAAAUUUAUCAACUGAACUCAAAAAUUGUGUAGCGAAUUUCGAUCGAUUAGGUCAAGAAUUAAAAGUUUCUGAAACAAAUUUGAAAAAAGAUCUAAGAGCGACUUCAACUGAUUUGGAAACUACAAAAACAAAUUUGGCCUCAACGAGAACCGAAUUGGGCAGCACCAAAUCCGCCGUUGCUGAUUUGGUGACCAAAUUAAAUGCCCGAACGAAUGAAAUAGUUGACAUUGGCCAAAUGCCAACCUCGUGUGCGGAUCUGCAACGGACGGGACAUAAACUGAGCGGAUUCUAUUCCGUAAAAGGAGCGAAGAAGAUGGAAAUGAUUUACUGCAACUUUUUUGCCAAUCAAAAUGACAAACAGAAAUGGGUCGGAUACACCGACGUCAAAUCUGCGCCCGUUCAUUUCUACGUCACGAGAAAUUCUAAUUUCAACACAACUAAAACUCCGAUUCUGUUCGAUUUGGCGCGGGUGAACGAGGGAAACGCCAUGAAUUUGACGUCGGGGAUCUUCACCUCACCGCGACCGGGAAUUUAUUUUUUCUCUUUCGCGGGACUGGCGUAUCUAAAAGGUUCACCGCCGUCUGGGUUUUCUUCUUAUCUUUAUUUGAACAGGAAUCGAAUCGGAAUGAGUGUUGUUCUAGAAAAUAACGGCCCCGUUGAUCAAGUUAGUCCGUUGACCCUCCAGUCGACGCUCAACUUGAAAAAAGGCGAUCAAGUCUGGGUGACGAUUGGUUAUACUGGUUCCUCGUAUUUGUAUGACGACAUUAAUCACCGCACCCAUUUCACGGGUUUCAUGUUGGAGGAGGAAAUUGCCGCGUCACUUUGAGGUUCAACUUCAUCGGCGACGCACGACAGACGACUCAUUUUCGACCCAAACAUUUUUGUUUAAUGUCGACACGCAAUUUUGGGGAGGGGGGAGAAGGGGGAGAGAGAGGGAAUUUAAAGGGGGAGAGAGAGAGAGAAGAAAAUUAUUUUGAUUUCAACUCGUUAAGGGGUGGGCAUUUCUUUACAGAAAUCGAACUGUUUAUGCAACUAGACUUACGGAAUACACACACCAAUUGUCAAGUUUCUAUCUGUAAAACUCUAGACCUUACAAACAAAAAACCAAUUUUGAUUGCGUGAUUUACACAAUGCAAGUGGACAACAAAUUGGAGAAAAUUCAUUCGCUUCUAAUUCGUUAAUGGUUUGGAAUUUUUUCAAAAUCUUUUCAUAGUUAUAUUCUUAUUAUAGUUGUGCAAAUUCACGCAUCUAUGGGGAAAAUAAAGGACAAAUGAAAAACAAAUUUGAAUUUGAUUGCCCAUCGCAGCUUAACAUCAAAUAAAAUUAACGCUGAAUCGCUUCUAUUUCCCGCAUCUUAAUACAAAAGCAUUCUAUA